Dovyalis caffra is the source of this 528-nucleotide messenger RNA. NCBI's taxonomy places the organism in Eukaryota, Viridiplantae, Streptophyta, Magnoliopsida, Malpighiales, Salicaceae. The record is from the annotation of a GenBank genome assembly.
AUGAGAAAUGAAGAAGCAAAUUGGAAUGAAGUUUUGGGGUUAUGGUGGGACCAGAAAGAGGGGAAACGAGAGGCAAAUGAUUUACGUGCUGUAAUCGAACACUUCGACGCAGAAAGUCGUGCCAUAAGUGCAAUUCUUGGGCAUAGUAAAGGAGGUGAUGAUAAGGAUUGCAUGGUCAUUGCCAUUCAUGGAUCUGUUGAUGAAAUCAUCCUAGUGGAGGAUGCAUUAGAGUUUGCCAAGAUCAUGCCAAACCACAAUCUACACAUCAUAAAAGGAGCAAAUCAUAGCUACACUUCGCAUCAAACAGAAUAUGACAGCUGUCGCCUACCAAAGACCGACGGUGAUGUAUUUUUGAUGAAUUUAACACCCACCACCAGCAUGCCGUCGAAGCGACUGCGCAGCUCCUCGUCUAAACCAGAUGCGUCGUCUUCUCCUACCAAUAAGAGAAAGACGACGGCGGCUGCAGCGCCUACCGAGCCGAAAAGGAUUCGUUUGAAGGAAAAAAAGCAGAGGCGGAAGAGCAGCUGA